Naegleria lovaniensis is the source of this 297-nucleotide messenger RNA. RefSeq lists its product as uncharacterized. Lineage: Eukaryota; Heterolobosea; Eutetramitea; Acrasida; Naegleriidae. The transcript has a single exon. Bases 1 to 297 code for a protein of 98 amino acids. The record is from RefSeq and is a predicted model, not a curated record.
AUGUUCAAAUCAACAACCUCACGAUCAUUCAAAUUAUCAAUUUUCUGUCUGUUAUUAUUAUUACUUUUUACUCUCUCGUUGUGUCUUGCUGAAUCCCAAAAACCACAACAAGAAGAAGAAGAAAUCAUCGAUCGAGAAACAUCUCUCACUAAAACACCUCCUAACGGAACGAUUCAACUCGGUGCAUCUACUACUAGUAAAUUAGCACCCAAUGAACAAAUUCUCGCUGAUGACGACGAUGACAUGGAAGAUUAUGACAUGGAUGAUUUUGCAAUUCUCGGAAUGAAUGGCUAUUGA